AUGAUGGAUAAAGUAGAAAACGCCCAAUGCGGAAAUUUCCGACAUCAUCACCAACAGCAACACCAGCAACACACACGCAACCCGAACUAUACAAUUGACGCAAAGAUGCAAAUGUUUUUGGAAAAGGAAGGUGAUGCUCUUCUGCAAUGCCACAGGCAAGCAGGUAAGGAAUUGGUAGAUCGAGUCGAAACGUUCCAGCGUGAUGAGAAAAAGAAGAGAAGAAAGCCGGAAAGACAGAGGAAGAGUGACGGUCUUUAA
Nannizzia gypsea CBS 118893 is the source of this 258-nucleotide messenger RNA. RefSeq lists its product as hypothetical. The transcript is spliced from 3 exons. The record is from RefSeq and is a predicted model, not a curated record. Bases 1 to 258 code for a protein of 85 amino acids. NCBI's taxonomy places the organism in Eukaryota, Fungi, Ascomycota, Eurotiomycetes, Onygenales, Arthrodermataceae.